GACUCUGCGGCCUCUGCGAAGGACUACCUGGAACAGAACGGAUUGCUGAAGUACGUCCAGUCUCUGCUCCAUGCUGUCAUCCAGGACAAGCCCCAGGAUCCGUUCGCAUACAUGAUCGAGCAGCUGACAGCAGCCAAGAGCAAGUCCGAAGCCUGUGCGAGGGUCCUUUCCCGACCGACCAGUGCAGUGCACCGAAGCCGCCCCACAAGUGCCAUGCGGCCUGCGUCUGCACAGAUUCGAGCAACACCGCCGCUUUCGCAGCCGCUGCUCGAGGCACCGGCGCCUGAAGAGGAGCCACCGGCUUUGCCGGCUGGGCAGAUGGCGGCAGCGCCAGCUUUCUCAGAAGCCCGGAAGGAGGAAGCAGAAAGCUCGCGAGCUGCACCUCCCACUUCGGUACAACGAGAGGCAGAACACCUUGUAGCUGGGGAGGCCGUGCCAGAACAGGCUUCUGCUGCAAAGCUUCGACAAAGCCAGGAGGACUUUGGCACCCAGGCACAAGAUGCCGAGGACCCGGCCGCAGCAAUACAGAGGCAACGGCUGGAAGAGUUGGACCAAAGUGCGGAUGUGAAGCAGUCUAUCCUCAAGGCCCUCGCGGAUGCUUCGGAGUCUGGCGAUUUGGGUGUG
Molecule: messenger RNA, 624 nt
Organism: Symbiodinium necroappetens
Lineage: Eukaryota; Dinophyceae; Suessiales; Symbiodiniaceae
Source: the annotation of a GenBank genome assembly